Messenger RNA from Prunus armeniaca (apricot), 285 nucleotides. The record is from the annotation of a GenBank genome assembly. NCBI's taxonomy places the organism in Eukaryota, Viridiplantae, Streptophyta, Magnoliopsida, Rosales, Rosaceae.
AUGCCCUCAGCUCUCUCCCUUCCCCGCACUAUUCACCGACGGCCAUUUUGGGCCCUCGCCGCCACCAUGCAGCACCACCGGCCACCAGACCGGUCGGGUUUGAACCGCUGUCACCCCAGCAGCCUUUUUCCAACGUCAGCCACCGCCGAAAUCCGCCGGAAAAAGCUCGGAUUCGCACCGGUUUUGACAGAAUUUCGCCGGCUUCGUUCUCCGUCUUCCGGCAGCCAUUUUUGGCGAUCCAGGUAUGGAAAUCCAUCUACUCCUCGAGCUCUAGCUGAUGGUUGA